This is a messenger RNA of Ambispora leptoticha, 414 nucleotides long. The record is from the annotation of a GenBank genome assembly. Lineage: Eukaryota; Fungi; Glomeromycota; Glomeromycetes; Archaeosporales; Ambisporaceae.
AUGGCAACGUAUUGGAUCUACUCAUCAAAUGAGCUUGUUGACCUUGUUCUCACUGCAAAAUUGCUCUCAAAUACAGAAGUAACUUUGGAGGAUAGGGAUCUAACUUAUGAUCCUGAAGUAUUAUGGAGAUCUGAGGACAGUUGUAUAAUUUCUGAAUAUAAUGGAAAAGCAUUAUCGGUAUCAGAAGAUGGUAGUAUUCGAAAGCGGUCAAGAUUAGUACUGACACUUAAGGAGUUAGCUCCAAGAUGGCGCUAUGAUCGUAAUACUUCAGUAAUUUCAUGUGAACAGUAUGUUGGUGCAUUGACUGUAAUGCAAGAUGAAAAUAAACAGCCUUAUCCUGCAUUAGUACCUCGCGGAAAUAGUUUACGCCAGAAUUUUGAUGUGUCAAUAGCCAAGCCUUCCGCUAAUAUUUAG